AUGAACAAGAUCGGUGUAUUUUUAACAGUGGUAGUGGCGAUUACAAACUGCAGUGGUGUUAUUUAUUCGCUUAAUGAUGCGGAAUUGGAGCUCUUCCCCCCUGUCUACCGAUGGGAGGACAGUGAAAAAUGUAUGAAGGAACCGAAUGGUGUGUACUGCGUCGUCGAUGCGAACUUAGUGACCGACACCCCAAAUCCGUUGCUUAACACAAUACACGAAUACUCCCAGCACACAGCCUUGCAUUACAACCGUACGUAUAUAACAUACGGGAUUUGUCUCACUUCAAGCUGCAAGAGCUUCAACAAUUUAGACCGGAAACAGAACAUCGAGGGAUGUUUAAAUGAAACGUUAUGGCGUGAAUAUAAGCUUAAAACCAAAUUACACGAAGAGCCAGCCUGUAUUCAACAAGGAAAACAAUUCGAAAUAACCACUACUGAUCUCGCCGUAGCUGCUUUGUUCGCGUGGAUUGUAUUUCUGAGUUUCAUAGGAACUAGUUACGAUUUGUAUUUCAAAGACAGACUAGAUUUUCAGUUUUUGGCAAUCUUCUCUGUAAGAAGACAUUGGGACAAACUUGUUGAUACUAGUGAGAAAACUAACAGCAUACAAAAUCGAUUGAAAUGUCUUGACGGCAUAAGGGCAAUUUUUCUCAUACUUCUGUUUGGCUGUCAUGCUUGUUUCCUCGUUAUUAUAAACGUGUCUAAUCCAUCUGCUGUGGAAGAAAGCUUCGCAGUGGAAUGGCUGCAGCCGCUGAUGAACAUGCAUCUAUCGAUGUCCUGUUUCUUCCUAAUCUCCAGCACAUUAUUGUCAUACAACCUACAAAUAAGUAAAGAGAAGAAGGAUAUAACAAAAGUGGAGAUUUUAAGGCGAAUGCUUAAGCGUUGGUGCAGAUUGACACCGACGUAUGCCAUUGUACUUCUAUACAUCGUAACUUGGUACAGGCAUCAAGGUUCUGGACCUUUUUGGAUGUCCAUAUACAAAAGCAGAAUAGAGCCAUGCCGCGAAAUUGGUUGGUACAAUAUACUAUAUGUCAACAAUUUUCUCAGUAGCUCCAUGUGUAUGCUUCAGACUUGGUAUUUAGCAGCCGAAAUGCAGUUACAUCUUCUGGGUCUUAUUGUUUGUAUAAUUUUUAAUGGCACUACCAGGAGGAUAGUAUUGUGUGCUUUAUUUAUGGUGGGACUAAUCAUUCCAGCUAUCCUAACGUAUAUACAUGACCUGGAUAUGCAAUUGAUGACUUCCAUAGAAUUAGUUAGAAAAUAUUUUCUGCCAAACCCAACUUUUCAACACGUCUACAGACACAGUUAUACCAACGUAAGCUGUUAUGCCAUGGGUUUGUCUUUAGGUCUGAUUGUGUACCACUUGCAGCUACAGAACUUCAAUAUACAAAAGUAUAAGAAUUAUCUUCCUCUAUAUUACUUUGCGUUGCUGGUGAACGCUGGAGUCAUAUACCUGGGCAGCGUUCCUUAUGCCAACGCACCAAGAUUGUCGAUCACGAUAAGAGUGGUUUUAGCAGCCAUAAUGAAACCAGUACUAGCUGGAGGAACGGCUGUAUUAAUUUUUGGAGCUAUUUUCAAAUAUGAAGAUAAGCUGCGAUCGUUUCUUGAAUGGAAGGGCUGGACUAUAUUAUAUCGCUUAUGUUAUAGUGCUUAUCUCGUCCAUUUAUCGCUAAUCGAUUACCAGUUUGCCACAAGCGACUUGAGACGUGCUAGCUAUAUAGAAAUGGCGAUACUUGCUUUUGGAGUAAUAGCAGUGUCGUUCAUAGUUGCUUUGAUGUUGUGGCUUUUGGUCGAAAGCCCUUUGGCUGAAAUCACCGACCAAGCAUUUAAAGAGAAGAAUAUUUCCCUUAAAGAUAACUCGAUAGUAUCCAACGGGAAGAAAACCACAUAG
Messenger RNA from Leptosia nina, 1884 nucleotides. The record is from the annotation of a GenBank genome assembly. NCBI's taxonomy places the organism in Eukaryota, Metazoa, Arthropoda, Insecta, Lepidoptera, Pieridae.